AUGGGAAUCCGCAAUUCGUAUACAGACCUACUCAUUAUCGGGGCAGGGCCAGCCGGCCUCAUGGCCGCGUGCUGGGCCUCCCAGUACCCAAUCAAAACACGGAUCAUCGAUAAAAAGAGUGAACGAACACGUGCUGGACAUGCUGAUGGUAUUAACAGUCGAACCAUGGAGAUAUUCGACAGUUUUGGCAUCGCCGAUCUUAUUAUGCGGCAGGCUGUGUGUAUAGUGGAGGCGUCAUAUUGGGGCCCGGAUGGAAAGUCCGGAGAUAUCCACCGAAUCAAGAGACAACGAUCGCAGCCACAGAAGCUUUCUCGCUUCGAGCAGAUGUUGCUGAACCAGGGUGGCAUUGAACAGAUCCUCAUUGAUUAUCUUAAGGCUAAAGGACGUGUACAUGUGGAGAGAAAUCGGAAGGCCGAUGGACUAGACCCAGAUGGGUGCUGUGAAUCCGAGUGUCAUGAUGAGUUUCCUGUUCGUGUUCGCAUAGUGUCCGUCAAAGAUGAAGAGGUGGUCCACGCACGAUACGUUAUCGCAUGCGACGGGGCACGUAGCUGGACUCAGAAGCAGCUACAGAUCCCCUUUGAUGUGUGGAAAACGGAGUCAACAUGGGGCGUGAUGGACAUUGUUCCGAUUACAGAUUUUCCCGACAUCCGGCACGCGUCUGCCAUUCGGUCAAGCGAUGGCGGAAGCAUCAUGGUGGUACCUAGGGAGAAUGGCUUAGUCCGAUUCUACCUGCACAUAAAUGGUGGCGAAGGAUUGAACCAAGAUGCAGAGAAGGAAUCGGAAAACUCCUUGAAUACUCUAAUACAGACUGCACAGAAGACAUUGAAGCCGUACAGGCUGACGUGCAAGUACUGUGACUGGUGGUCUAUGUAUCCGAUAGGGCGACGACUGAUCAAACAAUAUCAGAGCGGCCGCAUAUUCUUCGCAGGUGACGCUGCCCACACGCAUUCUCCAAAGGGUGGACAAGGCAUGAACAUUUCCAUGCAGGAUACAUACAAUCUAGUAUGGAAGCUCGCUGAAGUUAUUAUGGGAGCGCUGGAUCCCGCUAUUCUGGAGACCUACCACUCCGAGCGGCGCCCGCAGGCCGAGGAGCUCAUGAGAUUCGAUACGCGCCUAGUCUAUGCUUACGAGGAAGGAAGUAUGCAAGAUGACAGCAAAGUCGACGUAGAGAGCGUCCGCAGCCAGUACGCUGGAUUUAUGGCGGGUGUGGCAGUGACGUAUCCUCCUAGCAUCCUUGUUGGAGAAUGCCAAAGCGAUAAAAGUCUAGCCUGGAAUAUCCAGGUCGGAAAACGGUUGCCAUCAUAUUUGGUGGUGGGCCAAGCAGACGGCUGUCCGAUUCAUAUAGCAGAGAAGCUGAGAAGCAAUGGGUCCUGGAGGCUACUUGUCUUUUCCGGAGAUCUACACUGCGUUAGCGGUUUAAAUCGGCUGUCGUUCUUCGCGAAUGAAUUCAGUGACCGAUUCCAUGAAAUCAUUAAGCGGUCAAACAAAGACUGCCAUCUCUUUGAAACCUUGUUGAUCCAUUCAAGCUCAAGAGCCUCCAUUAAUCUGUUAGACCUUCCAGACGUGUUUCACCAAUUCGACGAUGACCUCGGAUGGGACUAUUCAAAGGUCUUUGCUGAUGAUCCCUCCUACGAUGGGAAUUCAGGAGAGAUAUAUGAACACUACGGCAUUGACAAGCAAAAAGGAUGUCUAGUUGUUUGUCGACCAGAUCAACACGUGGGCUGGGUUGGAGACAUAGAAGAUGUGGAGGGUCUGGAAAGAUACUUCUCGCGGUUUUUGCUUAGAAAGACCAAGCCACAAGUAUGA
Messenger RNA from Aspergillus alliaceus, 1806 nucleotides. RefSeq names its product FAD binding domain-containing protein. Bases 1 to 1806 code for a protein of 601 amino acids. Gene Ontology annotation, molecular function: FAD binding. Lineage: Eukaryota; Fungi; Ascomycota; Eurotiomycetes; Eurotiales; Aspergillaceae. The record is from RefSeq and is a predicted model, not a curated record. The transcript has 6 exons.